Amblyraja radiata (thorny skate) is the source of this 635-nucleotide messenger RNA. RefSeq names its product myelin and lymphocyte protein-like. The record is from RefSeq and is a predicted model, not a curated record. NCBI's taxonomy places the organism in Eukaryota, Metazoa, Chordata, Chondrichthyes, Rajiformes, Rajidae. Gene Ontology annotation, molecular function: structural constituent of myelin sheath. Gene Ontology annotation, cellular component: membrane. The transcript is spliced from 4 exons. Gene Ontology annotation, biological process: myelination. Bases 180 to 635 code for a protein of 151 amino acids.
CCUGCCUCUGCCUGCGAGUCAUGCAAAGGUGAGGAGAUUGGUGGAGGAAUGAUUAACUCAGAGGGACACACCUUGGUGCCGGACCCUGGGAAGACUCUGGGCAGAGAGUGAGAUAUCCGUGCCCGCUCUGGUCUGCGCCCGCUCUCUCUCCUCACGCUCCUCACUGCAUCAAACCCAACAUGUCGUCGCCAGAUGACACUGGCAGCACCAUCCCGUCCGGAUGUAGUGUGUUUGUCUCCUUUCCCGAGCUGCUGAUGCUGGGCGAGUUUGUGUUUGGAGGCCUGGUAUGGAUCCUAGUGGCUUCAGCGAGAGUUGCGUUUGUCUACGAUCAAGGCUGGGUGAUGUUCGUCUCAGUCUUCUGCUUCGUUAUAACCACGGUACUCUUCAUCCUGUACAUGCUCGGGGUCCAGAGAUGUUCCUCAGGAUGGACUGUGGUGGAUGUUUUUUACCAUUUCAUAGCAGCUGUCUUUUAUUUAAGUAUUGCUGUUUUGCAAGCCAGAGACACCAGAGGUGGUCUAUAUUAUGGAAAGACCUACAGAAUCAACAUUGCUGCUACUGUGUUUGCGUUUGUGGCGACCUUACUCUACACGAUACACGCGAUCAGCUCCAUCGUGAGGUGGAAAACAUCCUCCUGA